AUGGGAUACGAAUGCCCGUUGAACUUUAACCUUGCCGAUUUCUACGUCCACACGCUGGCCAUCGUCCCUGGAGAGGAGGAAGAACAUCGGGAACGGGUUUCUCGGAUCUGCGACGCGUUUAAGGAGUCAGUAGAUCGGAAGGUUCUGGAAGGGGAGGUCGGCUUCUCUGGCGAGGUGGAUGACGAUGAGAGCCCGAAUGACCCAGACGAGAAGGAGAGCGAGAUGACGUUCAAGUACAAGGUGUCUUGGUUCGCACAGUUUUGCGCAGUUUUCGUCCGAAGCUGGACUGUUAACCUCCGGGAACGUCAUCAAACUUCGUCUUCUUCAAAGCCUGGUUGGUACCGUUUAAAUGCAGUAUCAGAAAGUGAGUUCGACUUGGAUCAAGUUGCAAGGUCUUGCGAUUCAACUUCUAGGUCUUCAAUUUAA
Molecule: messenger RNA, 426 nt
Organism: Darwinula stevensoni
Lineage: Eukaryota; Metazoa; Arthropoda; Ostracoda; Podocopida; Darwinulidae
Source: the annotation of a GenBank genome assembly